AUGGGGGGGCAUAACAAUUUUGUCUACGGGGGAUGCAGCGCCAAGACGGAGUGCGCGCUGGGAAAGCCGGGGGAGCGUCAGUACGGGCUCGCCAAGUAUGCGUAUCUCGAUCAUGGCAGUAGCUUUUAUUCCCACAAUGAGCCGGCAAAUAAUCCAUUCUCCGGGGAUUCAAGUAAUAUUCGGAUCUGCCGAUUUCGACGAUCAACCUAUGAGAACCUGAAACGGUAUGAAUCACGCACAGAAAAUAGCUAUCCCCUCCUCAAGGAGACGGAAAAGAUGAUCGAUAAUGGUGUUUAUAGGGUUAUCUACGACUCUGUGUUUCGCAAAACCCAAAUACGCUUGAAUAAAGUGGUCUCGAUCGUCGAAAACUGCCUGGCGAAGUUUCCCGAUGAGGAGGUGUUUAGUAUACCAGACUACGACAAGGUUCGAAUUGCGGAGGAAGACGCUACCCUGGAUGAUGACUAG
Phytomonas sp. Hart1 is the source of this 465-nucleotide messenger RNA. Lineage: Eukaryota; Euglenozoa; Kinetoplastea; Trypanosomatida; Trypanosomatidae. The record is from the annotation of a GenBank genome assembly.